AUUAAAUGCGCCAUUAAUCAUGUUUAGGCUCUGAGGAAACGUCGUGUAAUUAAGAGUUAUUUCCCUUCUUCUUCCUGUUUACAUGUUGCUAGCUGAGCGGUUCAGUAUGUCGAAAUCAGAAAAAUAGUUGAUGAAUUUGCUGCUUUUUGCAACAGCUAAUACACUUUUCUUUGCAUUGACAGCUCUAUAGUUUACCUGUUAAUAACAGAGAACAAAGAUGCAUAUUAUAUAAAGUACAGGUUGCCUUUAAUUUUGUGAUUAGUUGGCUUAGCGGUAAAGAAGGUUAGCUGGCAGUGAAGACAAUUUAGCGCUGACAAGAUUUUAAUAGUUCGUUUCGAUCAUAUCCUAAGAUGGCAGAGAGACAGUACCAUUUGAAAUUCGGUGGAAAUGCUGGCGCAUCAGUUGAUGCUUACCUGGAAUAUAAACGGAUAGUUGGGGAAGAUGAUGGUGGUGUCCUGUUUACACCUGAGCAGUAUGAAGCUUACAAGAAAAAAGUUCUGCCAAUGCGUCUUAAAAACAGAAUAUUCACAGCAUGGGCAGCUCCAAGUGGCAUGGACUGCAAACUUGUAGGUCCAGAAACAAGCUGUUUUUGUACUCAUAAAUACUCUAGUCAUAAGACAGAUUUUGAGAAUAUACCCGAAGAUCGCCCGAUACUGUUGCCCUGUAAAGUGAAGGGGUGUGGCUGUGUCACCUACCAUUAUGUACCUCGCAAUGGGAGCAUGGCCUUAAGAUGUACCUGUAAACAUUUCUCUGAUGAUCACUCCUCAAAACAACCAUACAAAUGUAAAACAGGUGGCUGUAAAUGUGCAGGCUUUAAGAGCUCCUAUACAUGUGGUUGUGGAGAACCAUACAAUACACAUCAGAUGAUAGUGGAAACUAAGGAAGAGAGAUUAGCUAGAGGUCAUCCUGUUGGUCAAGAUGGAGUGCCCUACCAGGCUAUGGGUGGGCUGACUGGCUUCUCUUCACUAAUGGAAGGCUACAUGAGACUUGACCCAAGUGGUGCAGGUGCACCUCCCGUAGAGUUUUUAGACCAGCCUAUCACUUCAUCAGACCAUCCUUUCUUACGUGGAAAUGUACAAUCUAUCAAACAUCAUCAGACGAAGCAAAGAGCUAUAGCAGGGGGUGCUGGACGUUCAGAUGAGACGGAUGCUGAUCUGGCUGAACGGAUGUCAGCUAUGAGACGCCCAGGGGAAACAGACAUGGACUAUUUUGAACGAAGAUACCAGGAAAGGCAAAAAGCCGAGCGAGGGAGAGGGCGGACAAAAGCGCUUCCUGCCUCUAGAACGGUGGGAAAGAGGACAACUCCUAACAACAAACCACCACCUAGGUCAUGAAGCUUUGACGAUUUUAUUGAUGCUAAUUCAGGGUGAUGAAUUAAUUGUUUAAUGCAACACACACAUGUUAAUUUUUGAAAAGUGGAAGGUAAUCUGAAGUUGAAACAUAUUGACCAUUGUGAAUCGAUCUCUAGUCCAGUCUUUUAUUGUCUUUAUUUAUAUAUAUCCCUAGGUGUUUAGAAAUAUCUGAACAAAUAUCUCAGAAUAAGGCUUAGAGUCCAAGAAUAAGGCUUAGAGCCCAAGAAUAAGGCUUAGAGCCCAAAGCAUCACAAGUACAUACAGUUAUUAUUUGGAGAAAUAAUGCGAAAGAACUUUUUACGUAAGUCACUCAUACUUUUCAACAGAAACAUGUAUUAGUUGAGGAAGCACUGUUACACUGACAACUGUUCUCAUUAAUGGCUAGUAGCUAUAAAAUACAACAAAAUGAUUUGUACCCAAUAUACAGGUAUGGCCAGGGUUUAAAACUUUAUGUGCAUUCCCGGUCUCAUCUACUGAUAAGAUAUUGUUUUUGGGUUAUCUUGUGAACGCCCUUGGUGUUAUCAGUCGAUAAUACUAGCUGUCUAUGACCUAUUUAAUAAUAUAUUAGGUAAUAUAUACAUA
Pecten maximus is the source of this 1934-nucleotide messenger RNA. RefSeq names its product protein FAM221A-like. Bases 351 to 1334 code for a protein of 327 amino acids. The record is from RefSeq and is a predicted model, not a curated record. Lineage: Eukaryota; Metazoa; Mollusca; Bivalvia; Pectinida; Pectinidae. The transcript is spliced from 8 exons.